UAAUUUUAGAAAUCGCUUAUUGAGCUCUGGUGACACGGAUCCCAUCGGUGGACUCAAUUUAUUCACAGUCAACGAUCCAAUAUGGUCAACCAUGCGUCGACAUUUGAGCAGCGCGUUCACAGCAGCCAAGCUCAGGAUUGUUCAAGACUACACACGAACCAAGGCCAAGGAGUUGGUUCAAAGGAUCCACAAUGACCGAAACGUUAAAAUUGACCUCAAGCAAAUGCUCGUCGAUUACACAACUGACGUGAUUGGUACUUCUGCGUUCGGCGUUAAAAGCGACGCGACCCUCACAGGGGGUGGACCUUUAAGGGAUAUUACAAGGGAACUCUCAAAAUACAGCCUCUAUAGGGGCAUACAGUGGUGUUGCAUAUUCUUCUUCCCAGAGCUAGUCGAUGUUUUUAGAUUUAAAUUUUUCCCACGAUCUUCAAUGGAGUAUUUUGAGAAAAUAUUCCAUUCAGUGGCGGCGCAGAGAAAAGCAAACGAGAGGUACAAGGAGCCCAGAGAUUUACUAGACAUUCUUAUAAAAAUUCAAGAAGAAAAUCAAUCUUACAGUGAUAAGUUGAUAAUAGCACAAGCGGCUAUUUUUUUGCUCGGUGGGUUCGAGACUUCGGCAACAAACAUGACAUUCAUAUUGUAUGAACUGGCCUACAAUCAGGAUAUACAGGAGAAACUGUACCAAGAACUAGCGGAAGCUGCGGAGCGUAAUGGAAGUGAAGAUUUCGAUAUUAAAGUACUUUCAGAUCUAACGUACCUCGAAUGUGUUUUUAAAGAAGGCCUUCGAAAAUAUACAACAAUGGGCUGGCUCGAUAGAAUAGCUAUGAAUGACUAUAAAGUAGAUGAUAAAUUGACUAUAGAAGCUGGUACAGUGGUGUACAUCAAUAGUACUGGGAUGCACUACGACCCGAAGUACUUCCCUGACCCUCACAAGUUUGAUCCUGACAGAUUUCUACCAGAAAAUAAAGACAAAAUUGUACCACAUUCCUACUUGCCGUUUGGAGAGGGACCCAGGUUUUGCGUCGGAAAGAGAUUCGCCUUGACGACAGUGUAUUUCGGUCUAGCCUCCAUAUUGCUCAAUUACAAGCUCCGACCUUGUCCCAACAUGCCUAGACCUUCAGAUAUUAAAAUCGACUACAGAGGAAUUCUGUAUUUGCCAGGAGAGACACUAAAUGUGGAAUUUAUACCCAGAAAAUAAUUAUAAUAAAAUGAAUUUCCUCGUGUCA
This is a messenger RNA of Melitaea cinxia (Glanville fritillary), 1223 nucleotides long. Its product is annotated as cytochrome P450 3A19-like. NCBI's taxonomy places the organism in Eukaryota, Metazoa, Arthropoda, Insecta, Lepidoptera, Nymphalidae. The transcript has 8 exons. The record is from RefSeq and is a predicted model, not a curated record. Gene Ontology annotation, molecular function: heme binding; oxidoreductase activity, acting on paired donors, with incorporation or reduction of molecular oxygen; iron ion binding. Bases 92 to 1195 code for a protein of 367 amino acids.